AUGAAGCUCCCGUCGUGGCUCACCGCCGUGCCGCCGGACCCUCGGGCGUACGGCCACCUCGUCCAGCUCUGCGCGGACUCCGGUCACCUCGCCGCCGGCCGCCAGCUCCACGCCCGCCUCGUCGCUCUCUCAGUUACGCCGUCCAACUUCCUCGCCUCCAAGCUCAUCUCCCUCUACUCCCGCGCAGCCCGCCUUGACGACGCACGCAGGGUGUUCGACGCCAUCCCGCAGCCCAGCGUCUUCGCCUGGAACGCCAUCCUCAUUGCACUCUCGCUCCACUCGCCCGAUCCCUCCGCCGCGGUGCGCCUCUUCGCCACAUCCGGCAUCUCUCCCGACGAGAUCACGCUCUCUGCGCUCCUCAAGUCGCUCGCCGAGUCCGGACCGAGGCUGUCUGCACUCGUCGCUGCGGAGCUCCACGCCGUCGCGGUCCAGCGCGGCUUUGGGGACGACCUGUUCGUGUCCAAUGGUCUCAUCACCGCGUACGCGAACGCCGGAGAUUCGCGGUCUGCUCGCGUGAUAUUUGACGAAAUGCCGCGGCGAGACGUGGUGUCCUGGAACUCGUUGAUAUCGGCUUACGCUCGUGCAGGGUGGUACCGGGAGUGCCUGCAGCUGUUUCAGGAGUUAGCGAGCGUUCAUGAUGCUGGUGGUGUUAGACCCAACAGCAUCACGGUGGCUAGUGUAUUGCAUGCUUGUGCACAGCUCAAGGCUGUCGAUUUUGGGGUAAGAGUGCACUGUCUUGCUGCCGAGAAUGGGCUUGAUUUGGACAUCGCAGUGUGGAACUCAACAGUUGGGUUUUAUGCCAAAUGUGGAAGGUUGGAGUAUGCAAGAGAGUUGUUUGAAGGGAUGCCUAAGAAAGAUGCGGUCAGUUACAGUGCCAUGAUUACUGGUUACAUGAACCAUGGGCAUGUCGACAAGGGAAUGGAGCUAUUCCAGCGAGCAGAUGCUCAAGGUAUCAGCAUUUGGAAUGCAGUGAUUGCUGGAUUGGUUCAAAAUGGUCGCCAGUCUGAAGUGCUUGGACUACUGAAUAAGAUGAUUGGUUCUGGAAUUCUACCCAAUUCAGCCACACUUUCAAUCAUCAUUCCUUCAGUUGAUUUGUUCGCCACCCUACUGGGAGUGAAGCAAGCACAUGGCUAUGCGAUCAGAAACAACCAUGAUCAGAGUAUCAGUGUCGUGAUUGCAUUGAUGGAUGCUUACUCAAAGGCUGGAUUUCUUGAUGGGUCUCGAAAGGUCUUUAAAUUGACUAGUGAUAGAAGCAAAAUUGUAUGGACAUCAAUCAUAUCCGCUGUUGCGGCUCAUGGAGAAGCUGCAGAGGCACUGUGCCUGUUCAAUGAGAUGAUCAAUGCUGGCAUCAGACCGGAUACCAUAGUCUUCACUGCUGUGCUUACAGCUUGUGCUUAUACUGGCAAGGUAGCUGAUGCUCGUAAAGUUUUUAACUCCAUGCAGGUUGUGUUUGGUAUCAAUCCGGUGAUGGAGCAAUAUGCUUGCAUGGUUUCUGCAUUCAGCCGUUCAGGGAUGCUAAAGGAUGCACUUGAGCUUGUCAACAGCAUGCCAUUUGAACCAAAUGCAAAGGUCUGGGGUCCAUUGCUUAAUGGAGCAGCAGAAUUCGGUGAUGUUGAGCUUGGUAGAUUUGUAUUCGAUCGACUAUUUAUAAUUGAGCCUAAGAACACCGGUAAUUACAUUGUGAUGGCUAAUUUGUACUCAAAUGCUGGCAAAUGGGAAGAAGCUGAGAUCAUAAGGAGCAUGAUGUGGGGAGUUGGGCUCGAGAAGGUUCCUGGGUGUAGUUGGAAUUGA
Molecule: messenger RNA, 1791 nt
Organism: Miscanthus lutarioriparius
Lineage: Eukaryota; Viridiplantae; Streptophyta; Magnoliopsida; Poales; Poaceae
Source: the annotation of a GenBank genome assembly